Molecule: messenger RNA, 1077 nt
Organism: Colletotrichum paranaense
Lineage: Eukaryota; Fungi; Ascomycota; Sordariomycetes; Glomerellales; Glomerellaceae
Product: RNase H domain-containing protein
Exons: 2
Coding region: 1-1077 (358 amino acids)
Biological process (GO): DNA replication, removal of RNA primer
Molecular function (GO): RNA-DNA hybrid ribonuclease activity; nucleic acid binding
Source: RefSeq, a predicted model, not a curated record
AUGACCUGGCCGGAUAUCGACUAUCUUGAGCUGCCCAACGGGCGAACCAUUACCGUUUGCGCAUCUCAUCACAUGGUCACCUGCGGAAAAUGUUGUCUUGACUUCAGCCAUGACUUCGAGUACGACGAAGACGGAAACUACUUGGACGAGGAUGAAGAGGACGACGAAGAAAUCUUUGGCUUUGACUACGACUCUCGCCUUCCCAGGGAUGUCAGCUUCGCUCAUGUUGCGAAUGGCCGAUAUGGCCGUCCCGAGAGAAUCACUGCGAGCGGAUCUCGCGAUGGUCCGCCGCCCCUCAUCGACGACGAUGAACUGAUCUCCACCGUUCGUAUGGGGGAAGGCCAAAAGAUUAUUCCCGGGGCACCUACUCUCAACCCAUCUGUCUCUUGCCGCAGUGAAUUCUCCGGCAAAUUGUUUCCCUUCAAAUUCAACCCGCACCACGACUCGCAGACCAGUACGCCUUUGGAGCCUAAAGAACUUUUCCUUCCGAAAAAGUCCUUGAUAUCUAUUACAUCUGUUAUCCGCUUCAUCAAUCGCUACGACGACUCGGAAGUUCUCAUUUACACCGACGGGGCCUGUCUUGACAACGGCAACGCUGCAGCCCGCAGUGGCUCCGCCUUCAUCUUCAAGCCGGUACUCCCCAAUGACGAGAACGGGUGUGUGGCCUUCAAGCUCGAGGAAAAGGGGCCAGACGGUCAGACAUACCGCCACACCAGCAACCGCGCCGAGCUGCGCGCCGCCCUCGCCGCGCUCCAAUUCAGGGCCUGGUGGGGUGAGGGUGUCAAAAGUAUCGUCAUUGCCACCGACUCAAGCUACGUCGUGAACGGUGCCACCGACUGGGCUCGCGCGUGGAUCAAGAAGGGCUGGCGAACAAGCGCCGGCGAACACGUGAAGAAUAGGGACCUAUGGGAGGCCCUGUUGCUUAGGAGUGAGAUACUCCACGAUAACAAUGUUCACGUCCGCUUCUGGUACAUUCCUCGCAAGUUCAAUAACGAGGCUGACAGGGCUGCCAAACGCGCGGCUGCAAUUGUUGAGCCGACUGUUGAGUUUAGCAAAAUAUUGGGGGUUCUCGUUUAA